Molecule: messenger RNA, 1883 nt
Organism: Aaosphaeria arxii CBS 175.79
Lineage: Eukaryota; Fungi; Ascomycota; Dothideomycetes; Pleosporales
Exons: 4
Coding region: 78-1655 (525 amino acids)
Source: RefSeq, a predicted model, not a curated record
AGGCUGCACAAUUGCGGGGCUCCCUAUCGAUUGUGGUGAAUAAUGGGCAGUAUUAAAAGUGUCAGUACUCAGCCAAGAUGUUGGGAGUAGACAAUUUACUACAACGAGGAGGUUACACUAUGGUACCCAAAGACGACACCCACGUUGACGCAACCUCUGCCAUCGCUGGUGAUACAUGCGGCGAUGAUCAAGACAGCGGACAGGUACAUGAUGGCUCUCUCGAACAGAGUCUUUGGCGCCGCGACAGGUACUUUGGGGCGCUCGUAUUCAACCUCGCCGCAUUCAUCUUGCCCGCGCUCUACUCUACUUUGUCGAAACUAUGGGUAGCUAAUAUCGAUUCUUCGCUAGUAGUAUUGACCGAUGCAAACACAUACAUGGGCGUAGUGGUUGAAGUCAUCAACGAAGGCCUUCCCCGCGCUGCAUGGGUUAUCAUCGGUGAUAAGGCUGCACGUUCAACUUCGUCACGCAUUGGGCUUACCUACACGCUCAUCGCGUUCCAAACCUUGCUUGGUACAAUCCUCAGCGUCAUCUUCCUCGCAGCGGCUGAGCGAUUCGCUGGUAGCUUUGUCCCAGCCGAAGUUCGCGCGGUAUCCAUCAGCUAUGUCCGCAUCAGUGCAUUCACGUCCUUGGCUUCGUCUCUCGAGACUGCGAUCGCGUACUGUACAAGAGCAUUGGAUAAGCCAGAUGUGCCUCUGGUCAUCAGCUCGGUCAAAUUUCUCGUCAAUAUCAUCUUGGACUUCUUGAUCAUCUCCAAAUUUCACGUCGGAUCUCACAUUCCUACAGUCAAUGACCAGGCCCGGAUUCAGCUUGCAGUUAGUUUGACCGCCGCUUUCACGGGACUGUGUUACUUCCUGUGGCUGUCAAGGGGAAUCUUGCGGCGCGCUGAUUAUCACGGCUCAGUACGACCAAGCCUCAAUGCGCUGAUGGUGCUUAUAAGGCCCGGUCUCAUGACAUUUGCCGAAUCUGCUGUACGCAAUGCUCUCUACCUCUGGCUCAUCACCACUAUCGUAGCGAUGGGGAACGACUAUGCGACUGCUUGGGGAGUCUUUAGUACGAUCCGCUGGGGUCUAAUCAUGGUUCCCGUGCAAGCUCUUGAGCAGACAUCCCUAGCUUUCGUCGGGCAUGAAUGGGGCAAAUGGAGGAAGCGUAUCGGUGUUGAUGAGCGAAAUCCUAGAGCAGCCAAGAAUCAUCUUCUCUGUAUUGCACGUCCUGCGUUCAUCUCUUGUGCGAUUGCAUUGGCUAUCGAAGUACCAAUGUGUAUCAUACUUUCGACGGUAGGGGCAAAGCCAUAUGCGCAUUGGCUGAGCAACUCUGACAGAGUCGCUGCAAUCACUGCCCAUAUGUGGAAGACUAUCGAUUGGUGCUACAUCUUCUACGCUCUUAGCACACAGCUCGCCACCAUCUUACUGGCAACGCGCCCAAAGUGGUAUCUGUACCAAUCACUGGCAUCGAACCUGCUCUACGUGCUUCCGUGGGCAAUCGUCUGUCAAGUUGCGAAUCUCAACGCUGACGACGCAUGGACAUAUCACAGUCUAGUAUUUGGUGGUAGUCUGGUCUUCAGCUUCGCAGAUAUCCUCGUUGUUGAUGGCUUGUGGGCGUGGACGCUCAUGAGUGGGAGGGCGAACUUGGAGAAAUGGAUUGACGUUGCAGCAUAAGAGUCGGGUCAUCGUCAUGGAUCCUGUUUCGGAGUUAAAUUGCAGCAACGGUGGAAACUCGUAUUCGUAUGGUCAUAAGAGAAGACACGAAAAGAGGCAGGGGCUAUCAACAAAUCCAACAUCAUUUUAGAUAGCAUUAAUUGACCAACAAGUUCAUGCGGUAGACGGAUUCACUUUCGUUUGCGUUUGCAUUGCAACAAGCCAUGCAUUGACAGGCAAGUAACAGGC